CGGUGUUCUCACUACCUCACAUGUCGAGCAGCAAGGCUACAAGUGUCCACAGAGUGUACAGGGAAAGGAAAUGAUAAGACCGUUGUGACAAACUUUUUAACAACGCGACUGUAGUGAAGUUGGCGCGGUUAGCUAACACGGUCCGGGAAGGAAAAAGAGGAUUUAUUCGUCAGGAAGGUGUAUGCUGCCAGGCUAACACAUGUGUGAGUGAGAGCCAGGGGUCACACUGUAAGAGGAGGACCACCGACCCAAAUCUGGGGAGCCAGCAGAGCCCCGGGGUGCUGGAAUGGAGCAACUCAUAGAGUCACUGGAGAGGAAGCUGCAGAGACCCAUACUGGCGAAGUCCCGUACUCUUCCCAGCAUCCCUCAGUCUCCUACAGUCUCCAGGGUCAUCGCGCUGAUCUGAUUGGUGGAAGUCCUCCUCGCAGGAAGAACCCGCCCGCUGACGACGGCCACCCGAAGGCCUGCACGCUGCCACCCGCAGGGGAGCUUUGGCGUUUGGAGGAUGACAUGGAGGGAGAAGACGAGCCCGAGCACGGGGGGUGCACCCAGGUCCGCCCUCGCUCCCAGUCGCCCUUUUCCCACUUCCGGGCGCGAGCUGCUUACCUCCGCAAGAGCGUCUCAGCGGACGACCACCUGGACAUGGGCAACGACUUCAGCUCCGCCCCCCCAGUGGAGAUCAAGCCGAGCCGAAGCAACAAGGGCAAGCUGAAGAGGAACUUCAGUUUGGGCUCUGCUGACCGAAAAGAAAAUCAGCCCAAGAAGUCAGAGUCAGGGAUCUCCAAAUUGACCAAUCGUCUGUCCCUCAAAGACCGUGUUGCUAAAGCGGAGAAGACUUCCACGAACCGACCUCCAUCCUACAGGAGACGCUCCCUCAGUUUGGACUGGGCUGACUCUACCAAGAUGACGCAGCCCAUGAGGGGGGACCAGGCCCACCAGCCGGCCCACCAGCCGGCCCACCAGCCUGCCCCGGCCCGCAAGUCGGCUAGCCUGUCCUCGCCAAGCGCGGCUCGACGACUUUACCGCAACUUGUCUGGAAAGUUCCGUGUGGGCACCAACCCCCCUGCCCUGGAGGACAGUGUGGUGUCAGGACGGGGAGGAGACAAAGAGAGGCUGCGCAAAACCACCAUAUUCCAGAGUAAUGAAGCGUUGUUCGAGGCGGUGGAGCACCAGGAGUUGGACUUGGUUCAGCUGCUUCUUUCUCAGUACAGUCUGGAGGAGCUGGAUCACAACACCCCAAACAGCGAGGGUCUCCUGCCGCUCGAUAUCGCUAUCAUGACUAACAAUGUACCCAUGGCAAAGCUGCUACUGCGAGCCGGUGCCAAAGAAAGCCCCCACUUUGUGAGUCUGGAGGGCAGAUCGGUGCAUUUGGCAACGCUGGUACAAGAGGCUGAGCAGCGGGUGUCGGAGUUUCAGGCUCAGGUCCGGAGCGAGGGCCCUUGUGAGCGGGAGGGGUCCGACCGGGAGAGGCAGCUGAAGGCCUGGGAGUGGAGGCUCCGGCUCUUCAGACGCAUGCAGACGGGCUUCGAGCAUGCUAACCCUCCAGACACACCCUGUGCAGUCCGUCUGUCCGUCAGCAGCAGCACCAGUCUACGGGUGGACUUCCAGGAGCCUCUCUGUGUCAACUCUGCUGUGGUUACCAAGUACAAAGUGAGCUGGAGCAGUGCUCCUUCACUGAGUCCUAUGCUGGGGGAGAUGCUGGUUGAGGACACCGCUCUGCUGCAGUGCAACAUCACUGGACUCACUUCUGGGACCUAUUACUACAUCCAGGUGUCAGCCUACAACAUGAAGGGCUGGGGGCCUCCACAAGUCUCCACCCCCGCCUGCGCUGCACCUUCCAGUUGGAGGGAUAUCGAUGGCCGCGCUCCCCGUCAGAGAGGCCAGAAGGAGGCACUGGACCAGCUACUGGGACAGAUAAAAGAAGCCCACCGCCACUGUGUCUGCCAUGAACAGUGCAAAGCUCCACAACAAGGUAGGAAGCACUCGGUAUCCAAAAGCCUGCGCCACCUCUUCCAACCCACCAGCAAAUUUGUUAAAAGCUUGAAAAGGGGUCUGUACCUGACAUCCAUACUCUACAGAGAUGAUAAUGUGUUAGUGACUCCAGAGGACCAGAUUCCUAUCGUGGAGGUCGAAGAUUCCUACUCCAGCUCCCUCAUGCAGGACUUCCUCUGGUUUACCAAGGUAUCCUAUCUAUGGGAGGAGAUCCCCUGGCUGCAGCAGUGUCUCAGUCCUUCGCAGUCGUCCUGUUCCUGCACUCUCCAGACGCGCCUCAAGAUGCUGCAGGCUGUCUCACAGCUGCAGGGAAUGCUGGGAACCCAGGACCUUGGUCAGGUAUAUUUUGAGCCAAUCAAAGACAAACAUGGUAACGCCCUGCUGGUGCUCCUGAAGGACAUGAGCUCCUCUCCCAACCUGGAUGGGGUUCGCUGGACGCAGCUCUGCAAACUCCAGCUCCAACGCAAGUCCAUCUCGUCCCCCGAGGAGCCCACGGCUCUGGACAUGCUUCUCAUCACGCUCCAUGAGAAGCUGGCGUAUCACAGGCGGAGCAGGAAGGUGCUGUCCCCCGGACUGUACCUGGGCUACCUGAAGCUGUGCACAUCAGUGGAGCAGAUCAGAGUGCUGGUGCCUCAGAAACUCCCCAACGUCCUCUGUCACACCAAAAUCCGGGACAACAGCAAUGUGUCCAGAGAGGAGUGGCAGUGGCUGCAGGCUCUCAGCUCUCUGGAGGAAGCGUUGGAAAUGGACAACGAAGAACAGAGCGCUCCCCAUCGCCUCUUACAGGACCUGCGCAGUGCCAUCAAGGACCUGAUGGCACACAUCAACAUCCCUGGCAAUCAGGUGCAGGAGUUCCGUAUCUACAGCCAGGAAGUGGUGGAGUUUGGUGAGAAAGUGUCCUUCCUGCUCCUCCUGCCACCUUCAGAUGAAGUGUGCACAGUUCCUGGUCAGAAUAACCCGUACUCCCCCCGCUCCGGCUUCCUCACCCUGCCCCUGCAGAUCUUUGAACUGGUCCACUUUAAUGCCUAUUGCCCCAGUUUCAUCGGCCAGUACUGCAGAGUGUCUGCGCUGCUGGAGCUGGAGUCCCUCAUGUCCCAGCAGGCCCUAAGGGAGGCCUUCUCUGAGGCUGAGCUCCUCUCUGCUAAGAAGAAACACCAGCAGGUCCAGGAACACAUUCAGGAAAUGGAGGAGGUGUGGCGUGAUGCAAGGUGGAUCAUGGACGCCCUGCAGUACGCUCGCUACAAGCAGCCAACGGGAGGCAUCUCGAUCAGCUGGAUCAUUGACUUCUCCAAGGAAGUCCUCCCUGAGAAACCUCCCUCCACCUCCUCUCAGGCCGAUUUCCUGCCCUCCCCCAUGCCUUCACCAGAACCCUGCCACAGGCACCCGGAUUUUGUGGGUCUAUCAGAUGAAGAGGGCUCCUCCGAGGUCUUUCUCACCACCGACAGCGACUACGACUCCAGCCGUGCUCAGAGUCCCCGGGAGCUGGACCUGCUGCCCGCCUCGCCGCUCUCCUCGUCAGCGCCGCUGGAGCCUCGCGGUUUCCUGCGUAGCGACGGCAGCAGUUCGGGAGGUGGAGGGUGUCCCGGAGUGGGAGGACGGGGCAGUGGGGCGCUGAGAGACUCCACUCCAGACGUCCUCCAGGCCUCCGAGCCGCAGCACGGGAGGGACGGCGAGCGGUGUGGCGGAGGAGGGCGGUGUGGCGGGGAAAGGCGGCGGGGCGGUCAAGAGCUGUUCGACAGCGACUUCAUCCUGCCCAGCCGGCAGAUCGAGCUUCUGCACAUCACGGAGAAGAGGCAGGCCUUCUGCGUGAGGACCAGCAGCCUGGAGUUCCCCUCCACCACCUCCGCCCAGCUUCCUUACUCCUAUCACACCACUUGCCCCUCCCCCUCCACCUCGCCGCAGCGGGGAUGGCACCGGCCCUCGUCGGUGGACCGCUGCUGCCCAGCUGAGCGCUGCCAACCGCAUCUUCCACCAGCGCGCACGUUAUCGCAGGACAGUGGCACGCAGAGGCUCUCCUCGCUGUCGCCCGCCGCCCUCAGGAAAGGCUGCCACGCCACGCUCAAAGUGUACCCGCAGUAUCACACAGGCCUGCCGAAGGAGACCAGUGUGAAGCUCUGUGUGACUCCAGGGACGUCGGCGCGGGAGAUGGUGCAGCUGGUGGUGCAGGAGAUGAACGUGGUGUCGCGGCGCAUGCUCGGCGGAGGCGAUCAGAAGCAGUGUGCGUACUAUAGCCCCGAGCAGCUAAAGCACUUUGGCCUCGUGCUGGUGGUGGACAACAGAGAGAAGUGGCUUCAGGAUGACUUCUGUCCCCUGGAGCUGCAAAACCCCUGGCUGAGGGGCAAACUGUGCGUCCGUAUAAAGGAGUAUUCACCACUAGCACUCAAACAAAGCCGGGCCACUACAGUCUGACACUUCCAGGAGAGAGACCCUGUGCCAUGUGCAGACUCUCUGAGGAUAAAUAUGUAUAAAUAUGAAGGAACUGUUACAUUUGUACAAACAGGCCUAUGAUAUUUUGUCCCACAACUGCAGCUACAACAUGUCAUACUACUGCUGUGUGCUUGUCAUAUGAGAAGCUUCUGUUUCUGUGAAAGUAUGCCGGAACUUUUUUUCAAAGCCCCUCAUAUGGACACCAAAUGAACAAUAACAAAAUAGAACAAAGAGAAAAUAGUUUCAGUGCUGUCAGAGUGAAUUUGGGAUAAGAUUGUGACGGUGAACGGGAUUAAUGGAGCGUCACUUUGACUUCUGGCAGGAUUGGCGACGGCACAUCGAGGCGGCGCGCGUUGCCAGCAGAGAAUUGGGCAGCGUCAUCGUCGCAGCCACACGCGGACACAGAUUUUUCUAUGAACUCUCUCAUUGUGUCAUUCCCAAAGAGCUGUCGCCUGCAGCCGCCCAGCAACAUCUCCCCGGGAUGUGGGCGCUGGACCCGGCCCACGAGGGCAGGAAGGAAGGGUGAAGUACAAAGGGUUGGGGAGGGCUGGCAUCUUAAACGGCCCAAACAGGUUUCAACGAUUUGGUCCGUCAGCCUGUCCCUCAACUGCUUUUGGCUCACUGUCUGGUAGCGAAGCAGCCAAGCAAUGAAAAAUGAGCUUGAUGAAGAGUGAGAGAUGGAGGAGGACGAAAGGGAGGAGGAGGAGGAGGAGGAUGAUGAGGGCCGACGCUGCAUCUUUCAGAACCUGGCGCUCUUCUCCUCCCUCUGUAGAGUGGACUCAGUCGUAGUGUAGCUAACACAAAACGAAACCAGCUCAUUUGGAUUUCCACCCCAGAGAAAAAACAAAAGCAAUACUUGACUUUAUUUUGUUUUCUCUUACAGACGGGCGGGUAAAAAAAGCAUGCAAACCUUCCAGAGUUGUGCAGAUCUGAAGUACUGUAGUCCAUGCUGUGCUCAAAGUUAACCAGUUUAGUGUUUUUGUUGUGUUUGGUUCAGUGGUAUUCCCAGAUGCAUCAGGAAGCGGUGCCCACCAGUCUACAUCAGCGUCUCCCAGAGGGGGUUUAUUGUGAAAGGGAUGAGUCUAGUUGUUAAGAGGCCCGGUGUUUGUUAGCAGAGCAACAUAUAUUUAUAUUUCCAAAACACUGAUGCCGGCAUUGCACUUUUGGGACAAAACACUAUAACUACACGAUAAAAAGGCCUCUUAGCAAUCCUAAUCGUCCUUUUUGAGAUAUUCUUUGGGAACCUGUGCCAAGUUUUAAUUUCUCUCCUCAUUUUAAAUCGUUUACAUUGAACUCCCAAACUGCAGGCUGUUUUAUUUAUUUUUUACCAACAGUUUUUAAGCAUACGAUCAAAACUUUUUCCUCACCACAGGCUGAGCAACACCGUUAUUAUAACCUUUUCCAAAUGUAGCACCAGAAAGGUCCGGAAGAGGAGCGAUGGACGGACCCGGCCUCAGUCACUGUAGCAUUCCAGGUUCCUGUCACAGGGGGCGUCUCUCAAAGUGUUUACACAGUUUCCUCACACUUUCUAAGAUGUGUUUACGUGUAACUACUGUAUAAAGAUGUCUUAUGACAAAGCGAUGUUAUAAGUUGUAAUUGGUUUUACUAAAAAUGGCUUGAACUGUUGUGUUAGCGCUUAGAUGUCUUCUUUAUUCUCGUUGUUAAAGGCGGUUUUUACGAGGGCCAACUGCAAAAACAAAUCACACAACCAGAAAAAGCGAACCCAUUGUACAUAGACAAAAGGAAGACCAGGGAAUGAAUGUACUGUAUCUGCCCUAAAUGUGAAAGGAGGUGAAUGUGGGGCUGUCAUCACUACUGAGGUCAAAGGUCAGUGAAGUUAGAGUCUGUCUUGAGAUUAAGCUGAAAGGGGGGAACAGAGAGAGGGGGGGUUGAAUUCCCUCUCCAGCUGAAAAAUAAAGUUUAGCCUCAUGUUUACAAGGAGCUGUUGGCAGAUCCAGCGGGCGAAGUCAUGAAGGAGACA
Eleginops maclovinus (Patagonian blennie) is the source of this 6400-nucleotide messenger RNA. It is a transcript of the gene ankfn1b, whose product is annotated as ankyrin repeat and fibronectin type III domain containing 1b. Gene Ontology annotation, biological process: regulation of establishment of bipolar cell polarity; establishment of mitotic spindle orientation; signal transduction. Gene Ontology annotation, cellular component: spindle. Lineage: Eukaryota; Metazoa; Chordata; Actinopteri; Perciformes; Eleginopidae. The transcript is spliced from 24 exons. The record is from RefSeq and is a predicted model, not a curated record. Gene Ontology annotation, molecular function: protein binding. Bases 511 to 4401 code for a protein of 1296 amino acids.